Molecule: messenger RNA, 768 nt
Organism: Wickerhamiella sorbophila
Lineage: Eukaryota; Fungi; Ascomycota; Dipodascomycetes; Dipodascales; Trichomonascaceae
Exons: 1
Coding region: 1-768 (255 amino acids)
Biological process (GO): regulation of DNA-templated transcription
Cellular component (GO): nucleus
Source: RefSeq, a predicted model, not a curated record
AUGGCUCGCCCCCCUAUAGCACCGGCGCCAGAGAAUAUUAUUGUGCAAACCAGGGCACCUGAGGUCAAGACAGGAUUGAACACGUCGAAAAAAUGGGAGUUGCCCCCCCGGCCGAAGCCAGGUCGGAAGGCAAAGCCGCGGGCGUCACCUUGCCAUGGCCACAAAACGCAUAACCAUGGCGGUGGGGAAGACGACCACUGUGGGAUCUGUACAAAGGAGUCUGGGUGUAUUUGUGCAGAGGUUGGGCUACGACCGGCGCCUCCGAGUGAUCAUUUCAGUCCUGCUAGCACUCUCCCGACUCCAAAAGAGAUCGACUUUAGUAACUUUGAGGUAAAACAGGCUGUACCUCUAAACCGGGUGUCCAAGUCGAGGAAUAGUGUGUCCAAGUUUGCAAAGCUCCCCGAAAUACAACCGCCCACCCUUGAUCUCCCAGAUUCGAAAUGUGGGUUUUGUACAGACCACACCCCUUGCAUUUGUACCGGUGAGGGGUUGAAAGAAGAAGCGACAGAGUCGGCACCAGCAGGAGCAUGCGAGGAGUGUGCCAAGGAUUCUUUCUCAAUGCUGUUCUGCCUAGGGUUGUCCUCCAGCCAGCCGUUGCCUGCAAACGUCCCCUCGAUCUCUUGCACGUCUGCAUAUAAGACCCUGAAAAGCCAUCGAAACUAUGAAAAGUCAGAUAUGGGCCAUUUGGUGACUCUUUUACAGUCGAGCGACCGUAAGGUAGGUCUCCAGAGCAUCAACGAGGCACUAAAGUACCUGAACACCCUGUAA